AAACGCCCAAACGAAUUAACGAAUUACGAAACUACUAAUCUCCAACCGCCACAAAAUAACUUGCCAGCAUAUCAUCAAUUACCUGCUGAUCUAUCGGAGGAGAGCAUACGCAAAGAAGCUGCACUAGUAUUAAAACAAGCCGAAAGUCAUCAAAGUAAAGCCGAGAACGGUGAUAAUAUACCAACAUUCAAGGUCAAGACCAAACGAAACAGCAGUAGCAGUAUUAACACCACAAAGGACACGAAUCCUAAAAAAUUUCACUCAUUACCGACACGUAAGAAAAAAGCACCGACUAAGCCAGUCGCACGUAGUUCCAGUGACGCAGCUGCUAAGAAAUCUGCCAAACGGCCGUCUAUCUUUAAUAUUUUUAGUCGAAAAAGUGACACGAAUGUCAAUCAAAGUGAACGUGACCCACGUUUUGAGGAUAGUGGUGGCAGAAGAUUAGUUCGAAGCAAGAGUGAUGUCGGUUCGUACAACCGUGGCGAACGAAAAUUAAAAAAAGCCUUGAAGGACUCAAAGCCAACACAUAACGGUUCGACAAAACUAUUGCCCACACAAUUAAGUCCAAUUAUUGAAAACACGCAGAGAGAAGACUAUUUCGCGGAACAGUUCAAUCGAGAAAGACGCAAGUCGGAUGCUAUCACUGACCGUGAGAAGUAUGAGAGCGCUAUAGAAGAAUUGCUCCACCGUAGCGAAGUAAAAGCUGAAGUUGAUGGUAAUAUAUUAGGUAAAAAUCCAAUUUCGGCAGGCAUAAAAGACAAAAUUUUAACGCUACAAUCUAAAUCAAACGAAAACAUGCACAGUUCACAGUUACCGGCGCAAAAGCUGCCUCUGACAAAGGGUGUUACUGUAAAUGGAAUGGUAAAACGAUUAUCAAUGGAACGUUUCUCACCUCCACCAACUAUAUCUGGUCCAGCAUUUUCUUAUAUACGACCAAAUGAAGGUAUCACUUAUGCCCAGCUUGACUUGAAUGAUGAACAUCAACAAAACACACUACAACGAAAGGAACGUUUACUCUCACCCACACGUGAAAUACGUACCCCUGUUAGGGAGUAUAGAUCUCCUGCGAGAGACAUACGCUCACAAGAGCGAGACUUUCGUUCCAAUACUAAUAAUAGCAAUUACAAUAGAAAUUCAGUAGAUCGUACAGAAUUUGUAACUAGUCACAAUAACAGUAAGCAAAACAGUAGUAGUCGAGUCAUAAUUGAGUCACCAGCACGUACACGCAAUUCCUUUUCACCUAUAGCAGGACCGACUACUAUACGUAUUUCGAGUUCACAUUCCCCUUCACCAUGGCAACAACUAAGUCCACGUAACUUAAGUGAUGAAGAUGAAGGGCUUGGUAUCGAAACUCGUAAAUAUUAUGACGAUGAAACUUUAAAAACUCGUAGCAAAUCACCCGCUGAGCCACCAAUUGUGCCAGUCAUACGCAGUAUAACGCCAACACGAGAAAAUAGCUACGAAAAUCAACCCUACCGGUCACCAUACCGUGAUGAACCAGCUGAUGAUUUACGAUAUCGUCGAGCACGCUUAGAAUCACGCAUAUUAACACGCCGAUUUGGUGAUAUCGGUACACCAGAACGUACAAUUGACCAUCAGCCACGUUCUAAGGGAUACCAUUACAGCAAUUCACCGGAAAGAAAUAGAGAUCUACUACAAUCUCAAACCACUCAUCAUCGAUAUCUGAGUCCAGAUCGUGAACCGUAUGAGCCACGUUUCCAUAAACCAGCAAGUGAUGAAAUUUUACAAAAAUAUUCUCCAGAACGUUCACAUCUAGAUAUAAUAUCGCCUACUACAAAAACAACUACAACGUUGAUGAAUACAUUACCUAAAAUGGAAAAAACCUCUCGUUACAAGCAUACUAAAUACUACGAUGAUGGCAGAGGUGGGGUAAAGGAUGUAUAUGAACGUGAAACACAUCUCGAUGCAGAUGGUAAGCCACAUGUACGUGAAUCGAGACAUCAAGAACGAUUGGAUUCUUUUACUGGUCAGCGAGACCAGUCCUCACUCGAGGGUCAACAGCUUACAGACUAUGAACCGAAAAGUUUAGAUUCACAGUUCACCAGCACCGAUCAGUAUCGUUCUUCGCCAGAGAAUAUGAAGAGGUACGAAAUGAGCAUGGAACGAAACUUGCCACGACAGCAGCACAGUAGCGAAGACCACUGGCACAGCAGCUUGAAACGGGAUAAAAUGCAACAACGAAGUUUCGAUAAGGGUGACUCCGGAAUUGAAAACGAUUUUCGAAAAGAAUCUUUUAAUGGUGACUUGACAACAAGAUGGCGUAAACGUACGGUUGUCGACGACAUGAAAGCCUGUGAAAUGUUUUUGAAAAAAGAACGCCGCCACACUGAACAACAGCACGUAACACGACGCAAAGACAAUUAUGUUUAUCGCGAACGCUCCAUCGAUGAUGGCUCACACUAUGACCCACAUUUGGACAAAUAUCCGGUGGCGACUAGUACUCUGCGGCACAAAGAUCAACACUCACAAACCGUUCAAGGACAAGAAACGCUCAAGCGAAACAAAAAACUUGGCGGAUUCGAGAAAGUCAAACAACUUUUUACCGGCGGCAGUGGCGGCGGUGGAGGCAGCGGUGGCAGCAGUGGCGGUAGUAACACCUCCAAGAAAGAAUCAGAGCGUCAUGUGCGAGCCAACAGCAGCACCACCAGCAGCGGUGCUCAAGCGACAUCCAAAGACAAAGACAAAGACAAAGACAAAUACAUGGUUAAAGAGGAAGAGAUGCGUUUGCGGUAUCGUGAACAUCGCGGCGCUAUGCAGAAUGAAGCAAUGCGCGAACAAAAGGCUACCGACAUAUCGAUGCGACGCCGUUUGUCCACACCCAAAGCUAGUCCACUACUAUUGAAACGUACCUCAUCCGACAAGACAAAAAAGGAAUCACCACUCGCAAAGCCAGAAAAAACAAGUUGGUUUAAGUCACUCGAUAGACGUUCUAAAAGUAAAUCGAAAGAAAAGUUAAAUGUUUCUGUUAAUGGACAAAGUGAAACCUCAAGUAUGAAACGUACCAAAACAACGCGUACUACAUCUGCUCCUCCAAUACCACCGAAAAAUUUACGUUUCUUUGGCGAUACUGACUUGGAUUCAAAUCCACCAACUCUUUCGAAAGCGAAUACGAAUUUAAAAUCACGACCCUCGCUGUCAUCAACGCUUAAUCGUUCCCAGAAAUAUUCACAAAGCGCUUAUCAUCUCGAUCGUGUUGCAAAACCACAACCUCAUAGAGAUUACAGAAAUGAAUUAGCAACUAAUGGUGUCGGUACAUCACGUCAUAAGAGUACAUCUAUGCAUAAUUUAGAAAAGGAAGGCACUGAUGAAGUUGAUUUUCGCAAACGCAGACAUUAUUCCCGUUCUCGAGAUCUGGAUGAUAUUUCGGAGACUGGCUCAGAGACAGAAGAACAACAUAAACGCAGCAAUGGCGUAUUGGGUAAUGGCGCAAGGACUCUAUCACGAGACCGAUUGGAUCGUACGCACCGGUAUGAUGAACACACUUAUCGACGUAGUCACGAUCGUCAAACUCCGGUAGUAUCUUCUACACCGAAUGGUGGUGAUACGAGUAGUAACACACAGAGGCGAAGUAACCACUUGACUGGACCACCGAAGCCAGCACGUAGUGCAGAAAGACGAGUUCUAUCAUCAUAUAAUAGAGACCGUGAACGUUUCCCCGGUGAAAGUUCAGGUACAGAAGGUGAAUCGAGCCUACAAAGUCAACGUAGCGUAGUUUACUUACACGCUACUACCGUUGGUGCCAUACCGCAGCCAUAUCACUUAAGACGUCGUUCCAUAUCACGUGAUGAUCUAAGAUCAAACAAAAGUAAAAAUCAACCACUGCAGCCAAUGACACGUACAGUUUCCCGAUCGGUCUCGAUGUUGGCACCAUGGAAACCAAAACUUAUAAGUGAGGGCUACGAAAUCAAUUACUCGCAAGAGCAAAACAAACGAAUGUCCACACUACCACGUAAACCGCAUCAAAAUGGUAGCACAAGCACACUAACACGCAACAAUAAAAAGUCAGAAGCACCUUCUACUCGAACAAGACGACAUGAACUAAUCAAAGACGACCAGUCGUCAUUGAGGAAUUCAUCAACGACAAGUGCAUCUAAAUCGGCGCUCUCCUCAAACUUACGCAAUGUAGAUAACAGAAGAAAGAUAAAAUGAGCUUACUGCUUCUCGUAAAUUUAGGAGCCAUGUACACCUGACCCAAGGAAAGUAACUAACCAAAUUAGGAUCCCUGUACGACGUAGUACAUAUGCUCGUCCUUUGCACGCAGCUUUAUCAGCAAGUUUAAUAAAUUAAUUGGUGCUCUUGAUGUGUUUGUGAAAAAGAGUAGCAUGUAGUAUUUAAGUUAAAGUUUUUUUCUAAUCAAAACAAAAGCUUUCGAGCGACUAAAGCUUUUAAGCUUUCGAGCAUAUCAAUAUCAUUCAAUGAAUAAUAAUGAACUUUCUUAACUUUGCAACUAAUUGUAUGCAAUUCUCGUCAUAAUAAAUACCUUUUAUUAUAAUUAUUAUUAAUUUUAGUUUUAUAAAAUAUAUGACAUAAUUAUAAUUUUAAAAAUAUAUAUUGUACUAAUUGCAAACUUAAAUCUUAAACAUAACACAAUAAA
Molecule: messenger RNA, 4615 nt
Organism: Teleopsis dalmanni
Lineage: Eukaryota; Metazoa; Arthropoda; Insecta; Diptera; Diopsidae
Gene: blo
Exons: 7
Coding region: 796-4170 (1124 amino acids)
Source: RefSeq, a predicted model, not a curated record